This is a messenger RNA of Phalaenopsis equestris, 7038 nucleotides long. Its product is annotated as DExH-box ATP-dependent RNA helicase DExH12-like. NCBI's taxonomy places the organism in Eukaryota, Viridiplantae, Streptophyta, Magnoliopsida, Asparagales, Orchidaceae. Gene Ontology annotation, molecular function: nucleic acid binding; ATP binding; ATP hydrolysis activity. Gene Ontology annotation, cellular component: nucleus. The record is from RefSeq and is a predicted model, not a curated record.
UGAUGAGAUACUGCGUAUGCCAUUGCUGCUGAACAACGCUUCAGAAUUUUCGUAGCCGACUCUUCACCGAAGAGAGGAUUUCCUUGUACCCUUCUCAAGCCCGCCAUCUUCAACUACCGAAAGUACGCUGUAUCUAUGGUAGCUAAAUUCUCAACUCAAAGGGGAUUCGGGUCGCCGGCGACCUCCUAGGUCUUCGUGACCGAAAGCUCGCGAUACAGGUCGCGGUUUGAGCUAGGAAGGCAACAACGGGAUCACGACGCACAAGGACCUCCGAAACUCCCAUCUUUCUGCUCGUUCGCGUCCGCUCCUACUAGAAACCAUCGAGGAAGUGUUUGCAUCUAGGGCAUCUGCUUCUUGGGAGCAAUGGCUCAUUUAGGCGGAGGUGCUGAAGCACAUGCCCGCUUUAAGCAGUACGAGUAUCGUGCUAAUUCGAGCCUUGUACUCACCACCGAUUCUCGACCCCGGGAUACCCACGAGCCCACAGGUGAGCCGGAGUCCCUAUGGGGGAAGAUCGACCCAAAGAGCUUUGGGGACCGAGCAUACAGAGGCAAGCCCCCGGAGCUUGAGGAGAAGAUUAAAAAGUCGAAAAAGAAGAAGGAGCGGGAGCCAGGGCCCGAUCAGGAGCAGAGAAAGGAUAGCAAGAGGAGGCGCACCCAAGAGGAGACUGUACUCUCGCUUGUGGAUGAGGGUGUAUAUCAGCCCAAAACUAAGGAGACCCGUGCUGCUUAUGAGGCACUGCUUAGUAUUAUCCAACAGCAAUUCGGUGGGCAGCCACAUGAUGUGCUUACUGGAGCUGCUGAUGAGGUUUUGGCUGUUCUGAAGAACGAUAAGAUCAAGAAUCCUGAAAAGAAGAAGGAUAUUGAGAGGCUUUUGAAUCCUUUUUCAAGCCAAACUUUUGACCAGCUUGUCUCUAUAGCACGGUUGAUUACGGAUUAUCAGGAUGGACCUGAGACUGCUGGUCCGGUGUCCGCAAAUGGGAAUGAUGGUGCUCUUGAUGAUGACAUUGGUGUUGCUGUUGAGUUUGAAGAGGACGAGGAGGAAGAGAGUGACUAUGAUCAGAUUCAAGAGGAAUCAGAGGAGGAUGAUGAUGGACAGGAACCAAAUGACAUAGGUGCUAUGCAGAUGGGAGGAAUAGAUGACGAUGAAAUGGAGGAAACUAAUGAGGCUCGGACAUUGAACGUGCAAGAUAUUGAUGCUUAUUGGCUGCAGAGAAAAAUCUCUCAAGCUUUCGAGAAAAUCGACCCGCAACAAAGCCAAAAGUUUGCAGAAGAUGUGUUGAAAAUUCUGGCUGAAGGUGAUGACAGAGAUGUUGAGAACCGGCUUGUGACAUUACUUGAAUACGAUAAGUUUGAUCUUAUAAAGCUGCUUUUAAGAAAUAGACUCAAGAUAGUAUGGUGCACACGCUUGGCUAGGGCUGAGGACCAAGAGCAGCGGAGGAAAAUUGAAGAAGAGAUGAUGAACUUCGGGCCAAGCUUGGCUUCAAUCUUGGAUAAGUUGCAUGCCACUAGGGCAUCUGCAAAAGAGCGCCAAAAGAAUGUAGAGAGGAGCAUUAGAGAUGAGGCCAGACGGCUAAAAGAUGAUCGUGUGACAGGGGAUGAUAGGGAUCAAAGGUUUAUGGAUAGGGAGGCGGAUAAUGGUUGGUUAAAGGGGCAAAGACAGAUGCUGGAUCUUGAAAUUCUAGCAUUUCAGAAAGGGGGCCUUUUGAUGGCAAACAAGAAGUGUGAACUACCUCCAGGAUCUUACAGAACUCCCCACAAGGGAUAUGAAGAAGUUCAUGUGCCAGCACUGAAGCCCAAACCACUUGCAUCUGGAGAGAAGUUAGUGAAGAUAUCGGAGAUGCCGGACUACGCACGUCCAGCUUUUGAAGGUAUGAAGCAGUUGAACAGAAUUCAAAGUAAAGUUUAUGAAACUGCUCUUUUUACACCUGAGAAUAUACUCUUAUGUGCUCCAACGGGUGCUGGAAAAACGAAUGUUGCCAUGCUAACCAUACUUCAUGAGAUAGCUUUACAUUGGAAAGAUGGGGAGGUAGACACCAGUGAGUUUAAGAUUGUAUAUGUUGCACCAAUGAAAGCUUUGGUUGCUGAAGUUGUUGGGAACUUGUCUAAUCGCCUACAGUUUUUUAACAUUACUGUGAGGGAACUCAGUGGCGACCAAUCACUAACUAGGCAACAAAUUGAAGAAACUCAUAUAAUAGUUACAACACCUGAGAAAUGGGAUAUUGUUACUAGAAAAUCUGGAGAUAGAACUUACACUCAGUUAGUGAAACUCCUCAUUAUUGAUGAGAUUCACCUUCUUCAUGAUAAUCGAGGGCCUGUUUUGGAAAGUAUAGUUGCUAGGACAGUCAGACAAAUUGAGACUACGAAAGAUCUUAUUCGUUUGGUUGGAUUAUCAGCUACUCUCCCAAAUUACGAAGAUGUAGCAUUAUUCUUGCGUGUAAAUCCCUCGAAAGGCCUAUUUUAUUUUGAUAAUAGCUACAGGCCAUGUCCACUUGCACAGCAAUACAUUGGAAUAUCCGUGAGGAAACCAUUGCAAAGAUUUCAGUUAAUGAACGAAAUCUGUUAUGAAAAAGUUCUGGCUGCUGCAGGAAAGCAUCAAGUGCUUAUUUUUGUUCAUUCUAGAAAAGAAACAGUAAAAACCGCUCGAGCCAUUAGAGACACUGCAUUGGCUAAUGACACUUUGAGUCGAUUUUUGAAAGAUGACAGUGCAAGCCGUGAGAUACUUCAGAGUCAAACGGAACUCGUUAAAAGCAAUGACGUGAAAGAUUUACUGCCGUAUGGCUUCGCUAUUCAUCAUGCAGGGAUGAUGAGGGUUGAUCGCGAUAUUGUCGAGGAGCUGUUUGCUGACGGGCAUGUUCAGGUGUUGGUCUCAACAGCCACACUUGCAUGGGGUGUUAACUUGCCAGCCCAUACUGUUAUAAUCAAAGGGACUCAAAUAUAUAAUCCAGAACAAGGAGCUUGGACUGAGCUUAGUGCGUUGGAUGUGAUGCAGAUGCUUGGUCGUGCUGGAAGACCUCAGUUUGAUUCUUAUGGAGAGGGGGUCAUUAUAACGGGCCACAGUGAGUUGCAGUACUAUCUGUCUCUCAUGAAUCAGCAACUACCAAUUGAGAGUCAGUUUGUUUCGAAGCUGGCUGAUCAACUGAAUGCGGAGAUUGUGUUAGGAACUGUUCAAAAUGCACAUGAAGCGUGCACUUGGAUAGGGUAUACGUAUCUGUACAUUCGUAUGCUGAGAAAUCCAACACUUUAUGGUUUGCCAGCUGACAUUUUGGACCGAGACAAAACUUUAGAGGAACGAAGAGCUGAUUUAAUCCAUUCAGCUGCAAGCAUCUUGGAUAAGAAUAAUCUGGUCAAGUAUGAUAGAAAGAGCGGGUAUUUCCAGGUCACUGAUCUGGGCAGAAUAGCAAGUUAUUACUAUAUAACUCAUGGAACAAUAUCCACAUACAAUGAAUACCUGAAGCCAACCAUGGGUGAUAUUGAGCUUUGCAGAUUGUUCUCUCUCAGCGAAGAAUUUAAAUAUAUUACCGUUAGGCAAGAUGAGAAAAUGGAAUUGGCGAAGCUCUUGGAUCGAGUUCCCAUUCCUGUAAAAGAAAGCUUAGAAGAGCCCAGUGCAAAGAUUAAUGUUCUUUUACAGGCUUAUAUAUCACAGCUGAAGCUUGAGGGGCUUUCAUUGGCGUCUGAUAUGGUUUUCAUUAGACAGAGUGCUGGUCGUCUUCUGCGAGCUCUGUUUGAGAUUGUCUUAAAGAGAGGAUGGGCUCAACUAGCCGAGAAGGCUUUGAACCUCUGCAAGAUGGUCGAUAAACGCAUGUGGAAUGUUCAGACUCCAUUACGGCAGUUUGUUGGCAUACCAAACGAAAUUCUAAUGAAACUGGAGAAGAAGGAUUUGUCCUGGGAAAGGUACUAUGACCUUAGCACACAGCAACUUGGAGAGCUGAUUCGCUUUCCCAAAAUGGGGAAGACACUUUACACCUGCAUUCACCAAUUGCCAAAACUUAACCUAUCUGCACAUGUUCAACCCAUCACUCGAACUGUUUUGGGUUUUGAGCUUACGUUAACGCCAGACUUUCAGUGGGAUGACAAAGUACAUGGUUAUGUCGAACCUUUUUGGGUUAUCGUCGAAGACAAUGAUGGCGAAUAUAUUCUUCAUCAUGAGUAUUUUAUACUUAAGAAACAGUAUGUUGAUGAAAAUCACACUUUGAGUUUCACUGUCCCCAUUUACGAGCCCCUUCCGCCUCAAUAUUUUAUUCGUGUAGUAUCCGAUCGAUGGCUUGGUUCUCAAACAGUGUUGCCUGUUUGUUUUAGGCAUCUUAUAUUACCAGAGAAAUACGCACCCCCAACUGAAUUGCUUGAUUUGCAACCCCUUCCGGUGACUGCUUUGAGGAAUCCUUCUUUUGAAGCUCUUUAUGAUAGCUUCAAGCAUUUUAAUCCUAUCCAGACUCAAGUUUUUACCGUCUUAUAUAACACUGAUGACAAUGUCCUGGUUGCAGCACCAACAGGCAGCGGGAAGACCAUAUGUGCAGAGUUCGCCAUUCUGCGAAAUCAUCAAAAGCUUCCUGAGAGCGUAAUGCGUGUUGUAUAUAUCGGUGCAAUUGAGGCUUUAGCAAAGGAAAGGUUUCGUGAUUGGGAAGAAAAAUUUGGAAAGCACUUAGGUUUAUCUGUUGUGGAGUUGACAGGCGAGACAGCAACUGAUUUGAAACUGCUCGAAAAGGGUCGGAUAAUCAUCAGCACUCCGGAGAAAUGGGAUGCUCUUUCUCGUCGUUUCGUACAGCAUGUCAGCCUUUUCAUUGUUGAUGAACUUCAUUUGAUUGGCGGGUCGGUUGGCCCAGUGUUAGAGAUAGUCGUCUCUAGAAUGAGGCGUAUAGCAAGUCAUACCGGUUCAAACAUCCGUAUUGUCGCUCUUUCAGCCUCCCUCGCAAAUGCUAAGGAUCUUGGUGAAUGGAUUGGCGCCACUUCUCACGGCCUCUUUAAUUUCCCACCUGGUGUUCGUCCCGUGCCAUUGGAGAUACACAUUCAAGGUGUUGACAUCGCAAAUUUUGAAGCUAGGAUGCAGGCAAUGUCGAAGCCUACUUACACUGCUGUUGUCCAACAUGCGAAGAAUGGAAAACCCGCUCUGGUUUUCGUUCCCACUAGAAAGCAUGCGAGACUGACGGCUCUAGACUUGUGCGCUUACUCUGGCGCAGAAAGUGCUGAAAAUCCUUCUUUUCUCCUUGGUACUGUGGAUGAGAUGCAGACUUUCAUAUCUGGAAUCAAGGAGGAGACUCUGAAGGAGACGCUUCCGAUGGGUGUUGGCUACCUUCAUGAAGGGCUUUGUGACCUCGAUCAAGAAGUUGUGAAGCAGUUAUUCUUCAGCAGAAGGAUUCAAAUUUGCGUUGCGAGCAGCUCGAUGUGUUGGGGAAUGUCAUUGCCGGCUCACCUGGUCGUCAUCAUGGGUACCCAGUAUUACGACGGACGAGAGAAUGCUCAUACCGACUACCCAAUCACUGAUUUGUUGCAGAUGAUGGGACAUGCGAGCAGGCCUCUUAUAGAUAGUUCUGGUAAAUGUGUAAUUCUUUGUCACGCACCAAGGAAAGAAUAUUACAAAAAGUUUCUUUAUGAAGCAUUUCCUGUUGAGAGCCAUCUUCAUCACUUCUUGCAUGACCAUAUGAAUGCUGAAGUCGUCGUUGGUGUGGUUGAGAACAAGCAAGAUGCCGUGGAUUAUCUUACAUGGACCUUUAUGUACAGAAGGCUCGCAAAAAAUCCAAAUUAUUAUAAUCUCCAGGGUGUCAGCCACCGGCAUCUAUCUGACCAUCUUUCCGACCUCGUAGAGAAUACAUUGAAUGACUUGGAAUCAAGCAAGUGCAUCAGCAUAGAAGAGGAUAUGUAUCUCAAACCUUCUAAUCUUGGAUUGAUUGCUUCUUACUAUUACAUCAGCUACAUGACUAUAGAGCGUUUCAGUUCAUCUCUGUCUCCGAAAACUAAGCUGAAGGGUCUUCUUGAUAUUUUAGCAUCUGCCUCAGAAUAUGCACAGCUUCCGAUUCGUCCUGGCGAGGAGGACCUGAUCAGGAAGCUUAUAUAUCAUCAAAGGUUUUCCCUCGAAAAUCCAAAGUGCACAGAUCCACACGUGAAGGCAAAUGCACUCCUGCAAGCUCACUUCUCUCGGCAUACCGUGGUUGGAAACUUAGCAGCAGACCAGCAUGAGGUGCUGCUUUCCGCUCACAGGCUUCUUCAGGCCAUGGUUGAUGUCAUCUCCAGCAAUGGUUGGCUCACCCUCGCCCUUCUGGCAAUGGAGAUGUGCCAGAUGAUUACUCAGGGAAUGUGGGAACGAGACUCAAUGCUCCUCCAGCUUCCUCAUUUCACCAAAGAGCUGGCAAAGCGUUGCCAGGAGAACCCGGAAAAGAGUAUCGAGACGGUCUUCGAUUUGGUAGAGAUGGAGGAUGAAGAAAGGCGUGAGUUAUUGCAGAUGUCCGAUGCUCAGAUGCUUGAUAUCGCACGGUUUUGCAACCGAUUCCCAAACAUUGAUAUGGCUUAUGAAGUGCUGGAUGCUGAUGAUAUUCUACCUGGUGAGGACGCCACGUUGCAGGUUACGCUGGAACGGGACCUUGAGGGUCGCAUGGAGGUCGGAGCGGUGGAUGCUCCGAGAUAUCCCAAGCCUAAAGAAGAAGGUUGGUGGCUUGUUGUUGGUGAUAGCAGCAACAACCAAUUGCUUGCCAUAAAAAGAGUUGCGCUGCAAAGAAGAGCCAAAGUUAAGCUUGUUUUUGCUGUGCCUAAGGAUGUUGGGAAGAAAUCUUUCACCAUCUACUUCAUGUGCGAUUCUUAUCUGGGCUGUGAUCAGGAAUAUAACUUUACAGUUGACGUCAAAGAAUUUAGAUAAGUAUAUCAAAAGAAGUUUUUUGUGUGAUAUGUGCAACAGUUUAUCAAUCUUAUGCAUUGUUUGUAUUGCUUAGAUUUGACAUGGUAAAUUAAUGUCUUUACUUUGCAUACCGAUGUUCACUAUGCACUUUAUUAUUGUCAAAUAUGUGUUCUUAAGUUCCAAUGUAAUGUUGAUUUGAACUCAUGACUUACAUGA